This is a messenger RNA of Nycticebus coucang (slow loris), 2161 nucleotides long. RefSeq names its product suprabasin (gene SBSN). Lineage: Eukaryota; Metazoa; Chordata; Mammalia; Primates; Lorisidae. The transcript is spliced from 4 exons. The record is from RefSeq and is a predicted model, not a curated record. The coding region runs from base 41 to 2029 and encodes 662 amino acids.
CUCUGGAUCCUCUCUGCAUCCUCCCCACUUUCCCAACAACAUGCAUCUUGCCAGUUUCGUCAGCUCCUGCUGCCUCCUGCUGCUUUUGGGGGCCCUGCCCGGAUGGGCAGCCAGCGAUGACCCCAUUGAGAAGGUCAUUGAAGGGAUCAACCGAGGGCUUAGCAAUGCAGAGAAAGAGAUGGGCAAAGCUCUGGAAGGCAUCAAUAAUGGAAUCACCCAUGCUGGAAGGGAAGUGGAGAAAGUUUUUAAUGGACUCAGCAACGCUGGGAGCCAGGCCGGCAAGGAGGUGGACAAGGGCGUCCAGGGGCUCAACAGCGGCUUGGACAAGGUAGCGCAUGAGAUCAACAGUGGCAUUGGACAAGCAGGAAAGGAAGCAGAGAAGUUUGCCCAUGGGGUCCACAACGCUGCUGGACAGGUUGGGAAGGAGGCAGAUAAAGUGAUCCAUCAUGGGGUCAACCAGGCAGGAAAUGAAGCAGGGAGGUUUGGCCAGGGGAUCCACCACGCUGCUGGGCAGGCUGGGAAUGAUGCUGGGAGGUUUGGCCAGGGGAUCCACCAUGCUGCAGGGCAGGCUGGAAAUGAGGCUGGGAGGUUUGGCCAGGGGGUCCACCACGCUGCUGGGCAGGCUGGGAAUGAGGCAGAGAAGUUUGGCCAUGGGAUCCACCACGCUGCUGGGCAGGCUGGGAAUGAGGCUGGGAGGUUUGGCCAGGGGAUCCACCACGCUGCUGGGCAGGCUGGGAAUGAGGCAGAGAAGUUUGGCCAUGGGAUCCACCACGCUGCUGGGCAGGCUGGAAAUGAGGCAGAGAAGUUUGGCCAUGGGAUCCACCACGCUGCUGGGCAGGCUGGGAAUGAGGCUGGGAGGGUUGGCAAGGGGAUCCACCAUGCUGCAGGGCAGGCUGGAAAUGAGGCUGGGAGGUUUGGCCAGGGGGUCCACCACGCUGCUGGGCAGGCUGGGAAUGAGGCAGAGAAGUUUGGCCAUGGGAUCCACCACGCUGCUGGGCAGGCUGGGAAUGAGGCAGAGAAGUUUGGCCAUGGGAUCCACCACGCUGCUGGGCAGGCUGGGAAUGAGGCAGAGAAGUUUGGCCAUGGGAUCCACCAUGCCACAGGGCAGGCUGGGAACGAGGCUGGGAGGUUUGGCCAGGGGGUCCACCAUGCUGCUGGGCAGGUGGGAAAAGAGGCAGAAAAGUUUGGCCAGGGGGUCCACCAUGCUGCCGGGCAAGUGGGGAAAGAGGCAGAAAAGUUUGGCCAGGGGGUCCACCAUGCUGCCGGGCAAGUGGGGAAAGAGGCAGAGAAGUUUGGCCAUGGGGUCCACCAUGCUGCUGGGCAAGUGGGGAAGGAGGUAGAGAAGUUUGGCCAGGGGGUCCACCAUGCCACCGGGCAGGCUGGGAACGAGGCUGGGAGGUUUGGCCAGGGGAUCCACCAUGCUGCUGGUCAGGCUGGAAAAGAGGGAGAGAAAGUAGUCCAAGGGGUCCAUCAUGGAGUAAACCAGGUUGGAAGGGAGGUAGAGCAGUUGGGCCGCGAUGUCCACUAUGCUGCAGGGCAGGCUGGGAAUGAGGGAGAGAAAAUAGUCCAUGGUGUCCAGCCUGGGGUCAGCCAGGCUGGGAAGGGGGUGGAGCACUUUGGCCAGGGAGUUCACCAUACCGUUGAACAGGCUGGAAAGGAAGCAGACAAAGUGGUCCAAGGGGCCUACAGUGGGGUCAACCAGGCCGGGAAGGAGGCAGAGAAACUUGGCCAAGGUGUCCACCAUGCUGCUGGCCAGGCCGGAAAGGAAGCGGAGAAACUUGGCCAAGGUGUCCACCAUGCUGCUGGCCAGGCCGGGAAGGAGGUGGACAGGUUGCAGCAGAAUGUUCAUAAUGGGGUCAACCAAGCCGGCAAGGAGGCCAACAAGCUGCUGAAUGGCAGUCAUCAAGGCGGAUCUACCGGCUAUCACGGAGGGGUCGCAACCACCACAUUGACGUCUGGAGCCUCGGUCAACAAGCCCUUCAUCAACUUUCCAGCUCUGUGGAGGAGCGUCACCGACAUCAUGCCCUAAACUGAUGCCCUCGCCUUGCUGGGCAGACUGCUGCUCCUGUUGUAAUAUCCACUGAAAUGAACCGGAAGAGCUGGAGUGGGGGGCUGGGUUUCUGGAGUCCCUGAGAUUUGUGAAUAAAUGUGAUACACUGUU